This is a messenger RNA of Atta colombica, 966 nucleotides long. RefSeq names its product prefoldin subunit 4 (gene Pfdn4). The transcript has 4 exons. Lineage: Eukaryota; Metazoa; Arthropoda; Insecta; Hymenoptera; Formicidae. Bases 84 to 500 code for a protein of 138 amino acids. Gene Ontology annotation, biological process: protein folding. Gene Ontology annotation, cellular component: prefoldin complex; cytoplasm. The record is from RefSeq and is a predicted model, not a curated record.
GUACAAGGUUUCGAAAAUUGAAUCCCCCAAAAAAUAAUUUAAACAAUUUAAUGCAAUUAAACUGAUUAUAGAAGAAUAUAAAUAUGGCGGGAGGGAAAAAUAGUCAGACUGGAUUUCAACCGGAUUCCGAUGUUCAUAUAACUUAUGAGGAACAACAAAAAAUUAACAAAUUUGCUAGACAAAAUGCGAAGUUGGAAGAUUAUAAGGAAGAACUUAGAGUAAAACAGAACGAACUGAAGAAUUUAGAGGAUGCUUGUGACGAACUAGCUCUUAUGGAUGACGAUGCAAAAAUACCAUACUUUAUUGGAGAGGUAUUCAUCUAUCAUUUCCUUGAGAAAACACAGAGUUCUUUAGAAGAGGCUAAAAGUAAGAAAAAAGAAGAAAUUGCAAAAUUAGAGGGCAAAUGUGCAGAUUUAAAGACAAUCAUGUCUCAAUUAAAAACACAAUUGUAUGCGAAGUUUGGAACUCGUAUAAAUUUGGAAUCUGAAGAAUCAGAUUAAUAUUUUUCGUCAUUGAUGCAUUUAUUAUCAUUGUAUAUUUAAUAUUAGAAAUUUACAUUAUUAGUAUAAUUAAUAAUUAAUUGUGAGCAAAUACAACUCUUUAGUGUUAAAUUAUAAUUAAUAAAUAAUUAUAUACAUUUAUAUAAUUUUAUUUGCAUGGCGCAAUUUCCUUUGAGAGGGUUAAUAUAACUUAAAAUAGAAUUUAUUUAAAUAUUUCUUGCAAAUAUAUAACAUGUAAAGAUUUUUUAAAAAGAAUUAUUUGAACAAUGCUUCUUGAUUAAGAGAAUUAGCAAGAUUUACAAUAUCAUAAUUACAAGUUGUCUAGAACCCUUGACGGGAUUUGAUGACAAUGACUCAUAGAUUUCUAAAUGCUUUUUACAGAAAUUUUCUUUAACAGCAUGUACAUAUUGAUAUAUUUACUAUUUUCAGCGGACUAAUUACGUUCAAUAAACAUUCUUCCAAGUAA